Molecule: messenger RNA, 1096 nt
Organism: Rana temporaria (common frog)
Lineage: Eukaryota; Metazoa; Chordata; Amphibia; Anura; Ranidae
Gene: PDC
Product: phosducin
Exons: 4
Coding region: 129-878 (249 amino acids)
Biological process (GO): regulation of G protein-coupled receptor signaling pathway
Source: RefSeq, a predicted model, not a curated record
ACCAAAUUCCUAAUCUGUCCACCUGCUCUCAAGUGCUGCUCUGGAGCUGGCUAAUCCCUUGUUUCUCAAGGACAUUGGCCAUCACACAAAACGGAAGCUGAGCAUCAGCAAAGAAUCCAAAAUUAGUUAUGGGGGAUAUUGACACCCAAAGCCUUGAAGAGGAAACUGAUUUUGAAGGAUCUGCUACGAACACAGGGCCUAAAGGUGUCAUACAUGAUUGGAGGAAGUUCAAACUUGUUAGUGAAGACCAAGAAGCAAUACCUGCAAAUAAAAAAGAAAUCCUUCGACAAAUGUCUUCUCCGUACAAACCACCAAGCAAAGAAGAGAAGGACACAAGAGAAAAAUUCACUCGUAAGAUGAGUAUGCAAGAAUAUGAAUUAACGCAGGACAAAGAAGAUGAAAACUGUUUACAGAAAUACCGCAAGCAAUGUAUGCAGGACAUGCACCAGAGGCUGAGCUUUGGACCCAAAAAUGGGUACUUAUAUGAGCUAAAAAGUGGGGAUGAAUUUUUAGAAGCAAUAGAAAAGGAACGUAAGAUCACUACAGUUAUAGUUCAUAUUUUCUCUGAUGAGAUCAAGGCUUGUGAAUCACUGAAUAACUGUUUAACCUGUCUUGCGUUAGAGUAUCCAACAGUGAAGUUCUGUAAAAUAAAGUCAGCUGAUACAGGAGCUGGAGAAAGGUUUUCUAAAGAUGUCCUCCCUACCAUUUUAGUCUACAAGGCAGGUGAACUUAUCAGUAACUUCAUCAAUGUUACUGAAAAUCUCAGUGAGGAGUUUUUUGCUGUGGAUGUGGAGGCUUUUUUUAAUGAGUAUGGUCUUUUACCCGAGAAAGAAAUCCAAGGCCUCGUAUGUGAUGAUGGAGAAGGUGACAUUGAGUAACUGAAAAUUUUGCAAAUAUGUACCUUAAAAAAGUAUGUUUUUCCCCUCACAAUAAAUGGGAAUACAAUAGGAUAUUUUUGGAGUCGUCUGAAGCAUGUUAAUGGUUAUGUUAACCCAAUAACCAUGCUAUUAUUAUGUAUUUAGAUUGAAAUGAAUGUAAGGUUUUUAGAACUAUAUAUCCUAUAUAGAUUUACCAAUAAAACAUAUUAAAACAUUAA